Andrographis paniculata is the source of this 873-nucleotide messenger RNA. RefSeq lists its product as uncharacterized. The transcript is spliced from 4 exons. Gene Ontology annotation, molecular function: N-acetyltransferase activity. Gene Ontology annotation, biological process: mitotic sister chromatid cohesion. Bases 196 to 693 code for a protein of 165 amino acids. NCBI's taxonomy places the organism in Eukaryota, Viridiplantae, Streptophyta, Magnoliopsida, Lamiales, Acanthaceae. Gene Ontology annotation, cellular component: NatA complex; cytoplasm. The record is from RefSeq and is a predicted model, not a curated record.
UACAUAUAUUUUAUUAAUAUUUUAAUUUUUUCUGACCAAUGCAAUUGUCUUAUUCCUUUUUUACGUAAAACUCUUCACCCCAAUCCUCCGCCGCCGCCCUAUUGUUCAUCUCUGCCGCCGCUCUGGUCAAUCUCCUCCGCGUCUCCCUAAAUCAUCUUCCUAAAAACAGUGAUUGAAGGCGAUUUCGUGGCUGUAAUGGGGGCAGGAGGGAGGGAGAUGUCGAUUUCAUUGGAUGGUGUGCGGGACAAGAAUUUGAUGCAGCUGAAAAAGCUCAACACUGCCCUGUUUCCCGUUCGGUACAACGAUAAGUAUUACGCCGAUGCUCUCGCCUCUGGCGAGUUUACGAAAUUAGCCUAUUACAGUGACAUCUGUGUUGGAUCCAUUGCAUGCCGUCUUGAGAAGAAGGAAGGUGGAGGUGUUCGUGUAUACAUAAUGACGUUGGGUGUUUUGGCGCCGUAUCGUGGGUUAGGCAUUGGUUCUAAGCUGUUGAAUCAUGUGCUUGAUCUUUGCUUGAAGCAGAGCAUUGGCGAGAUCUACCUGCACGUACAGACAAACAAUGAGGAUGCAAUCAAGUUCUACAAGAAAUUUGAGUUCGAAAUCACGGACACAAUCCAAAAUUACUACACAAACAUCACUCCACCGGACUGCUACGUCGUCACCAAGUUCCUGAACCAACCCCAGCCCAAGAAGUAAAAGGUUUCAGCCUCUCAAUGGAGCUACACUAGUACUCUCUGAUAGACUAUAUAUAUAAUCCAGUUUUGGGAUCUCAACAUUAUUGGCGUGUCAUUAAUCAAUUAUUCAUUGGGGUUUCUGCUAAAAGAUCAUCUAAUGUCUGAAAACCAGUUUCUGCUGAGUACUAUUAGUCGUUCGUUA